Molecule: messenger RNA, 1413 nt
Organism: Mercurialis annua (annual mercury)
Lineage: Eukaryota; Viridiplantae; Streptophyta; Magnoliopsida; Malpighiales; Euphorbiaceae
Product: sorbitol dehydrogenase
Exons: 6
Coding region: 161-1222 (353 amino acids)
Molecular function (GO): zinc ion binding; oxidoreductase activity, acting on the CH-OH group of donors, NAD or NADP as acceptor
Source: RefSeq, a predicted model, not a curated record
UAUAAUAAUCCGUUUAUCUGUCCUAUUCAUUAAUUAUAUGAUAUCCUCAAUUUCUAAACUUCAUUUAUAAACAAUACCAAUCCGAUUUACAUAGAUAAAGCUGAUCUUUGCCGCAAAUAUAAAAAUAGAAGCUGUUUGGUCGCUUGGGUUUGUGGGGAAAAUGGGUGAUGAAGAAGAGAAUUUGGGUGCCUGGCUUAUUGGUGUUAACAAGCUCAAGAUUCAGCCUUUCAAGCUUCCUCCUCUUGGACCCGAUGAUGUUCGAGUGAGGAUGAAAGCUGUUGGUAUCUGUGGAAGUGAUGUCCACUAUCUUAAGACAUUGAGAUGUGCACAUUUUGUGGUGGAGGAGCCUAUGGUCAUCGGCCAUGAGUGUGCUGGCAUCAUCCAACAAGUUGGAAGUGAAGUUAAGCAUCUUGUGCCCGGAGACCGUGUAGCAUUGGAGCCAGGCAUUGGUUGUUGGCGAUGCGACCUCUGCAAACAAGGUCGAUACAAUCUAUGCCCUGAAAUGAAGUUUUUUGCAACUCCACCGGUGCACGGUUCCUUAGCCAAUCAGGUGGUGCAUCCUGCAGACCUAUGUUUUAAAUUGCCAGACAAUGUGAGUUUGGAGGAAGGGGCAAUGUGCGAGCCUCUGAGUGUUGGUGUUCAUGCAUGUCGGCGAGCUAAUGUUGGUCCAGAGACAAAUGUGUUAGUGAUGGGAGCCGGCCCCAUAGGACUUGUUACAAUGUUAGCUGCCCGUGCUUUCGGAGCUCCCAGAAUUGUCGUUGUUGAUGUGGAUGACUACCGUUUAUCUGUUGCCAAGGAUCUUGGUGCUAAUGAAAUUGUUAAAGUUUCUACAAGCAUCCAGGAUGUAGAUGCUGAAGUGGCUCUAAUACAAAAAGCUAUGGGAACUGGAGCGGAUAUCACCUUCGAUUGUGCUGGAUUUGACAAAACCAUGUCAACUGCCCUCAGCGCCACGAAGUCAGGUGGUAAAGUUUGCCUUGUUGGAAUGGGCCAUAAUCAGAUGACUGUUCCUCUUACACCAGCUGCAGCUAGGGAGGUUGAUGUUAUCGGUGUGUUUCGGUAUAAGAACACAUGGCCGUUAUGUAUUGAAUUCCUGAGGAGUGGUAAGAUUGAUGUGAAGCCUCUGAUAACACAUAGGUUCGGGUUCUCGCAGAAAGAAGUUGAAGAAGCGUUUGAAACUAGUGCUGGUGGAGGGAGUGCCAUUAAGGUCAUGUUUAAUCUGUGAAGUCUCUUUGUUUGUAAUUUUUUUUUAACAUACUUAGACGUGCAGUUAACUCUGCUUUUAAAUCAUCUUAAUAAUCUGUAAAAGUUUACAGCAGUUAUAUUUCUGGUUGGAAUGUGGAUGAAUUUCUUCUUCAUUACCCGACCCGGGAAUAUACAACAUAUUAAUGACCCGACCAAGGUCGUUCUUUUGCA